This is a messenger RNA of Sphaeramia orbicularis (orbiculate cardinalfish), 6011 nucleotides long. RefSeq names its product host cell factor C1a (gene hcfc1a). NCBI's taxonomy places the organism in Eukaryota, Metazoa, Chordata, Actinopteri, Kurtiformes, Apogonidae. Gene Ontology annotation, molecular function: protein binding; transcription coactivator activity. Gene Ontology annotation, biological process: chromatin remodeling; regulation of DNA-templated transcription. The record is from RefSeq and is a predicted model, not a curated record. Gene Ontology annotation, cellular component: histone methyltransferase complex.
UCUUCCAUUUUCCUCCGCCUCUGGUUGUCAAGAAGAUGGCAGCUUCCAGGCAGGCAUGAGAGGAAAUACUUCUUCACAAAUCGAAUGAAUUUGGAUUAUUGCCGCGAGAUAAGACCACCUAUCAGUGUUUUUGCAAUCACUGCAUCGAAAUAAAAGUCAUGUCUGCUCCUGGCUCCGCGGUGUCUGGAACCACGGCGUCGGUUCUGCAGCCGCGGUGGAAACGGGUCCUCGGAUGGUCCGGUCCGGUUCCCCGGCCCAGACAUGGACACAGAGCUGUGGCUAUAAAGGAGCUUAUGGUUGUCUUUGGCGGAGGAAACGAAGGGAUAGUGGAUGAAUUACAUGUAUACAACACUGCAACAAACCAGUGGUUUAUACCAGCAGUCCGUGGUGAUAUCCCUCCUGGUUGUGCUGCGUAUGGUUUUGUUUGUGAUGGCACAAGAUUGCUCGUGUUUGGAGGAAUGGUGGAGUAUGGAAAGUACAGCAAUGAUCUAUAUGAACUACAGGCAAGCAGAUGGGAAUGGAAGAAGUUGAAAGCUAAAAACCCCAAGAAUGGCCCUCCCUGCCCUCGCCUUGGCCACAGUUUUUCCCUGGUGGGCAACAAAUGCUACCUGUUUGGCGGUCUGGCCAAUGACAGUGAGGAUCCAAAAAACAACAUUCCCAGAUACCUGAAUGAUUUGUACACACUCGAGCUCCGUGCGGGGUCCAGUGUGGUAGGAUGGGAUAUUCCAAUCACAUAUGGAGUUCUACCUCCGCCACGUGAAAGCCACACCGCCGUGGUAUACACAGAAAAGGCCAGCAGGAAAUCUCGUUUGAUAAUCUAUGGCGGAAUGAGUGGUUGUCGUCUUGGAGAUUUGUGGACUCUUGAUAUAGAUACUCUGACAUGGAACAAACCUUCAGUAAGUGGUACAGCGCCGCUCCCCAGGAGUCUUCACUCUGCUACCACCAUUACAAACAAGAUGUAUGUUUUUGGAGGAUGGGUUCCUUUGGUAAUGGAUGAUGUCAAAGUGGCCACACAUGAGAAGGAGUGGAAGUGCACAAAUACUCUUGCUUGUCUAAAUCUUGACACUAUGUGUUGGGAGACAGUAUUGAUGGAUACUCUGGAGGAUAACAUCCCCAGAGCCCGUGCUGGCCAUUGUGCUGUGGCAAUCAACUCCAGACUCUAUGUCUGGAGCGGUCGUGAUGGUUAUCGAAAAGCUUGGAACAACCAAGUGUGUUGUAAAGACCUUUGGUACCUGGAAACUGAACGGCCACAUGCACCUGCCAGAGUGCAGUUAGUCCGUGCCAACACAAACUCAUUGGAGGUGAGCUGGGGCGCUGUCUCCACCGCUGACACCUACUUGUUACAGCUACAGAAGUAUGACAUCCCAGCAACUCCAGCUGCAGCCUCGCCAGCCAUGAGUGCAACGCCAUCCCAGCCAGUUAACUCCCCGAAGAGCCCCGCACCUGCUGCUGCAGCACCCACUGCUCAGAACCUACCACAGACAGCUGUUUUGAAGGUUGCAGCUCAACAGUCUGCAACAGGUGCAUCUGUGGUCACUGUUCGACCCAGUCAGCCUGGGAAAUCCCCUGUCACUGUAACAUCCCUUCCUCCCGGUGUCCGAAUGGUUGUGCCUGCCCAAACCACUCAAGGAUCGCCAAUUGGCAGCAGUCCUCAGAUGAGUGGCAUGGCAGCUUUAGCUGCAGCUGCAGCAGCAACACAGAAGAUCCCACCAUCCUCAGCUGGCACUGUCCUCAAUGUUCCUGCAGGUGCCACCAUACUUAAAACGGUAGCGGUUUCACCUGGCACAACCACAGUGAAAGUGGCUUCUCCAGUAAUGGUCAGCAACCCAGCCACUCGGAUGCUGAAGACUGCUGCCCAGGUGGGCACAGCAACUGCAUCUUCUCCUACCACCACCAGGCCUAUCAUUACUGUCCACAAGUCGGGUGCUGUUACAGUGGCCCAGCAGGCCCAAGUGGUAACCACUGUGGUUGGAGGAGUCACCAAGACCAUCACCCUGGUUAAGAGUCCCCUCACCAUGGGGGGCAGUGGAACUCUGAUCUCCAACCUUGGCAAGAUGAUUGUGGUACAAACCAAGCCAGUGCAGACAUCAGCUGUCACAGGCCAGGCUUCCACUAACCCUCUCACACAGAUCAUACAGACAAAGGGUCCCCUUCCAGCCGGCACCAUCCUGAAGUUGGUGACCUCUGCAGAUGGCAAGCCCACAACCAUCAUCACCACUUCCCAGGCAGGAGGCACAGGAAACAAGCCCACUAUCCUCAACAUCAGCGGCGUCUCGCCUACCACCACUAAGCAGGGCACCACCAUCAUUAAGACCAUCCCUAUGUCAGCCAUCAUGACCCAGCCUGGAGCUACAGGUGUGACGAGCAGUGCAGGCAUGAAAACGCCUAUUACAAUCCUUACCACAAAGGUGAUGACCACUGGAACACCUGGUAAAAUAAUUACUGCAGUGCCCAAACUUGCUACUGCAGCUGGUCAGCAGGGACUGACACAGGUGGUUUUGAAGGGUGCCCCUGGGCAGCCAGGCACAAUUUUGCGUACUGUGCCCAUGAGCACAGUGGGUGGUGUUCGGCUUGUUACACCAGUGACAGUGUCUGCAGUUAAACCCACUGUCACCACCUUGGUCGUUAAGGGGACUACUGGUGUCACCACUCUGGGGACAGUCACUGGUACAGUCUCCACUAGUCUGGCAGGAGGAACUGUAGACACUUCCAAUGCAUCUCUGGUUACCCUCACCACACUGGGAACCAUAGCGACCCUGUCCAGCCAGGUCAUCAACCCGACUGCCAUAACGGUGUCAGCUGCCCAAACUAGCCUGACUUCUGCCUCAACACUGCCCUCGUCCACCAUCACCGUGCAGAACCAGCCCACACAGGUGACUCUGAUCACCACUCCCAGUGGAGUAGAAGCCCAGCCAGUGCAGGAUCUACCUGUGUCCAUCCUUGCUUCACCCACAUCAGAGCAGCCCAGCUCCACUGAAGCUGGAGCUGCUGGAGAGGGCUCUGGGACUGUCACCCUGGUUUGCUCCAACCCACCCUGUGAGACACAUGAGACAGGAACCACCAACACAGCCACCACCUCUUCUGCAACCAUUGGAGCAGGGCAGGUUUGCUCUAAUCCACCCUGUGAGACUCAUGAAACAGGAACCACCAACACAGCCACAACUGCAUCCUCAAACAUGUCUGCGGUGCGUGUGUGUUCCAACCCGCCAUGUGAGACCCAUGAAACCGGGACAACAAACACAGCUACCACAGCCUCAGCUAAUGGAGGAGUUCAGCAAGUAUGUUCUAACCCGCCCUGUGAGACCCAUGUGACGGGCACCACCAAUACAGCCACCCAGGCCUCAUCGAACAUGAACGCAGGUCAGAGCGCAAGCACAGGCGCCGUUCAGAGAGUCUGCUCUAACCCACCCUGUGAAACCCAUGAGACAGGAACCACCAACACCCCGUCCACAGCCACCUCCAGCAUGGGAGGUGAUCAGACCAGCACAGCAACAGGCCAGGUCCAGAGGGUCUGCUCCAACCCACCAUGUGAAACGCAUGAGACUGGGACCACCAACACAGCGACCACUGCCACCUGCACCAUGGAGACAGGCGAAGGCUCAGCCCAGCAGACAGAGGAGGGAGCUGAAGGUACGAGCAGCGCAGAAGUGGCUUCCACCACCGCAGCAUCUGGCGUGGUUACCACCACACAGGGAAGGGCCAUCACUACUGUGACUCAGUCCACACCAGCCCCCGGACCCGCUGUACCUUCAAUCUCCUCCAUCACAGAAGGGGUUAGUGCUGCUGCCAGUUCAACAGAGGAACCCAUGCAGACAGAUGAGACGCCAGCGACAGAAGCAACACCUGCAGAGGAUGCAGCCACUGCUAUGGAAACACAAGCAGAAGCAGCAACAGCAACUGCCUUGAACCUGCCGUCAGAGCUGAUGUCUGAAAGCCAGGGAACCACACUCAUGGUGACAGGGUUGUCGGACGAGGAACUGGCUGUGACCGCAGCAGCAGAGGCUGCCGCUCAGGCUGCAGCCACUGAAGAGGCCCAGGCCCUGGCAAUACAGGCGGUGCUACAGGCAGCUCAGCAAGCCGUAAUGAAUGAGGGUGAUUCUGCUGGAGAGAGCCAACAACAGACCAACAUCCCCAUCAUGCUGACCCAGCAGGAGCUUGCAGCGCUGGUCCAACAGCAGCAGCAGCUGCAGGAGGCUCAGGCUGCAGCGCAGCAGGGCGCCGUGGACACCAGCUUACCCACCGAGGGUCUGGCCCCUGCUGACAGCCUCAACGACCCCUCAGUCGAGAGCAAUGGACACAACGAAAUGGCAGCUGCAGUCACUAGUGCCGUGGCGUCUCUGCUGCCACGUACCACUGCAGAGACAUUAGCUCCCUCAAGUACGUUUGCACCCUCUGUGUCAGUAGCAAGUCCGGCCAAGCUGCAAGCAGCAGCUCUGGCCGAGGUCGCCAAUGGCAUCGAGGGAGAGAAACAAGCUCCUCAGCCAACACCAGUGAAGCCGGUGGUAAAGAAAGAGAACCAGUGGUUUGAUGUGGGCAUUGUUAAAGUGACAAACAUGGUCGUCACCCACUUCUACGUGCCAGCAGAUGAUUCACACGGAGAUGAUGACUCCGGCAUCAUACCAGACUACAGCCAGAUGAAGAAAAUGGAGCUUCAGCCAGGAACUGCUUACAAGUUCCGUGUUGCUGGAAUCAACGCUUGUGGUCGUGGAGCUUUCUCAGAAAUUUCUGCUUUUAAGACUUGUCUACCGGGCUUCCCAGGAGCACCUUGUGCCAUCAAAAUCAGCAAGAGCCCAGAUGGUGCCCACCUGACCUGGGAGCCUCCUUCAGUGACAUCAGGAAAGAUCAUCGAGUACUCCGUGUACCUGGCCAUCCAGAGCAACCAGACGGCCGAAGCCAAGGCCUCCACCCCGGCCCAGCUAGCCUUUAUGCGCGUCUACUGUGGACCCAACCCCUCGUGCUUGGUGCAGUCGUCCAGCCUGUCCAACGCCCACAUUGACUACACCACCAAGCCCGCCAUCAUCUUCCGUAUCGCCGCCCGCAACGAGAAGGGCUACGGUCCCGCCACCCAAGUCCGAUGGCUGCAAGAAUCUGGCAAAGAUGCUGCUUCUGCAAAACCGGCACCCAAAAGACCAGGAACCUCCCCUGAUACUAAGGCUACUGGUCCAAAGAAAGCAAGGACGGACCAGUGAGGUUGCCCCGAGCCCCCCCCUCCACCCACCCAGUCUUUUGUCCUUUUUCCACUCGCUGUCCUUUUAUCAGGAAGACUGACCUUCACCCCUCCACCUCUUCAUCCUCAUCCUAAUCUCAUCCUCCACCUUCAAGUCUCAGAUCAAGACAGCAGUGGAGGCAGAACAACAGUAUGAAGCCGAGAUGAAAGUCAAUCUGAGAGAAGUUUCUGUAGAUAAACCCUCCUUCCUCCUCGUUCUGUUGGUCGUACUAUUUUUAGAGCAACACAAACUUAGAAGCACAUUAUCUUUUUAAGCCACACCCCCUUCCAUCCUUUAACAUCUGUUUUUGGCUUGUUUCAGUAGUUGAGCAGUAUAGAGAAGCAUUUACAUCUUUCACAAACUGGGAGCCAGCCUGAGCGUGAUGUUUCCUUUUUUUGUCUUUUGUUUUGUGAAUCCUGGGGGGAUGUAGAGAGAGACUACAUUGAAAUGAUGUACAGUGUUGAAAAAAUGCUGUGGAGGCAUUAGUUUAGAUGAGAGGAAAAAUCGGUAUGGAAACAAAUAAAGCACUUGUCCUCAAUGAAAAGAGGACAUCAAUUUUUUUUCUUUUCUUUUUUUUUUUUUUUUUUUGCAAGAAAUUUUGCUUCGAGAACCAAGUCUGUACAGUCAUCAUACUGACUCCAGUCUCCUGGUAAUGUCAUCACUGUGCGCUUUUUACCCCAAGAUGAGGACUGGUGGCCGACACUUUGACGUGGACAAAAAAAAGGCAAAGGAAGAGAUUUGUAGAGAAUGAAUGACAGACUUUGCUAGGACAGAGACUUGCAGCACACACAAAAAAAACCUUGC